AUGAGUGAAUAUUGGGUGAUCAGUGCCCCUGGCGACAAAACCUGCCAACAAACAUGGGAUACCCUGAACAAUGCCACCAAAUCUGGCAACCUUAGUGCCAACUAUAAAUUCCCAAUUCCUGACCUAAAGGUUGGAACUUUGGAUCAGUUGGUGGGGUUGUCCGAUGACCUUGGAAAGCUGGACACCUUUGUUGAAAGUGUGACCAGGAAGGUCGCACAAUACCUUGGUGAGGUACUUGAAGAUCAACGCGACAAACUUCAUGAAAACCUCAUGGCAAAUAAUAGUGACCUGCCCACUUAUUUGACACGUUUCCAAUGGGACAUGGCCAAGUACCCAAUCAAACAGAGCCUUCGUAACAUCGCUGAUAUUAUAAGUAAACAGGUGGGUCAAAUCGAUGCCGACUUAAAGGUCAAGUCUUCUGCCUACAAUGCUCUAAAGGGGAACCUACAGAACUUAGAGAAAAAACAAACUGGCAGCUUGUUGACGCGUAAUCUGGCUGAUCUAGUGAAAAAGGAGCACUUCAUCUUGGACAGUGAAUAUUUGACUACUCUUCUUGUCAUUGUGCCUAAGUCGUUGUUCAACGACUGGAUCGCGAACUACGAAAAGAUAACUAACAUGAUAGUGCCGCGUUCCACGCAGCUCAUACAUCAAGAUAACGAUUAUGGCCUCUACACUGUUACACUCUUCAAGAAGGUAGUGGAAGAAUUCAAGCUUCACGCCCGCGAGCGUAAGUUCGUGGUUCGCGAGUUCUCGUACAACGAGCAGGAUCUCGCUGCCGGAAAGAAUGAGAUCACCAAACUGGUGACUGACAAGAAGAAGCAGUUCGGUCCUCUCGUCCGUUGGCUGAAAGUGAACUUCUCAGAAUGCUUCUGUGCCUGGAUACACGUUAAGGCAUUGCGUGUCUUCGUCGAGUCCGUCCUAAGAUACGGCCUCCCUGUAAACUUCCAAGCGGUAGUGAUGGUGCCUUCUCGUAAGAGCAUGAAGAAACUCCGUGACGUGCUACAGCAGCUGUACGCUCAUCUCGACCACUCUGCCCAUCACCACUCUGGGGCGCAACAGGAGAGUGCUGAGUUAGCAGGUCUUGGAUUUGGUCAGUCUGACUACUUCCCAUACGUGUUCUACAAAGUCAACGUUGAUAUGAUUGAAAAGACCGCUUAG
This is a messenger RNA of Pieris macdunnoughi, 1158 nucleotides long. The record is from the annotation of a GenBank genome assembly. NCBI's taxonomy places the organism in Eukaryota, Metazoa, Arthropoda, Insecta, Lepidoptera, Pieridae.